This is a messenger RNA of Leptopilina boulardi, 2018 nucleotides long. It is a transcript of the gene Kat60, whose product is annotated as katanin p60 ATPase-containing subunit A-like 1. Bases 261 to 1802 code for a protein of 513 amino acids. The transcript has 11 exons. The record is from RefSeq and is a predicted model, not a curated record. Gene Ontology annotation, biological process: microtubule severing. Gene Ontology annotation, molecular function: microtubule severing ATPase activity; ATP hydrolysis activity; microtubule binding. Gene Ontology annotation, cellular component: microtubule cytoskeleton. Lineage: Eukaryota; Metazoa; Arthropoda; Insecta; Hymenoptera; Figitidae.
ACGUGUGUAAUGUAUGUGAUUGUGUGUAUACGUUGCUUGUUUUCUUUAAAUCAGAUGUUUACCUGUCACUGUCAUAAAUGUAUACUUUUUAAUUUUUAAAAAUGUUAAGAUUUAUUUUUACAAUGAGAUACUAAAAAAAAGUGGCCAAUCAUUUUAUUCUUUGUUAAGUGACAUCGAUUUUGUAUCCAGUUUCAGUUUGAAGGUGAAGCAACACUCAUGAUUCGAUCUUCUCCUUUCUGAGAGACAUAACCUUGAUUUUAAUGAAUUCUCGAUUUCAUAUGGCAGUGUCGAUAAAUGAAAUUUGUGAAAAUACAAAAUUAGCGAGAGAAAUGGCUUUAACUGGUAACUACGACACGUCUGGAGUUUAUUAUCAAGGAGUAGUUCAACAAAUUCACAGAUUACUUGCCAGCAUUGUGGAUGUAACUCGUAAAGCAAAGUGGCAACAAGUUCAACAACAAAUUGUUCAAGAAUUCGAAAAAGUUAAAGCUACUUCUAAUACUUUGCAACUUUUUAAAGUGGAUUCUCAAACGGAACGAUUGUUGGCAACUAAUUGUUUAUCAUAUGAGGAACCAACACGUGAUCCUGUUUACUGGUCUGGUGGAAGUUCUAGUGCUUGGGGUCAAUCAAAUCUUCCUCGGGAUCCCGAUGUUUGGCCACCUUUAACACCAGCAGAACAAAAAAAUUUUAAACCUCAAAAAAAUCAGCCAAAACUCCAACAGAAUCGAUCAGGUUUACGCAAACCCGCAAUCACUACGGGGAAAAAGACUGAUGUAAAAACUGCCAAUAAAAAAGACGACAAAAAGCCAGUCAAAAAAGAUGAGUCCAACAAGGAUAAAACUGAAACUGAAAAAGCAGAAGAAGUUGAAGAGAGGAAAUUCGAACCAUCUGGAAUGGAUAAAGAUCUUGUUGAUGUAUUAGAAAGGGAUAUUGUCCAAAAAAAUCCAAAUAUUCAUUGGGAUGAUAUCGCUGAUCUUCAUGAAGCUAAAAGACUGUUGGAAGAAGCAGUUGUACUUCCUAUGUGGAUGCCAGACUUUUUUAAAGGAAUUAGAAGGCCUUGGAAAGGCGUUUUGAUGGUCGGUCCACCUGGUACUGGAAAAACAAUGUUAGCUAAAGCUGUUGCAACGGAAUGUGGAACUACUUUCUUUAACGUUUCGUCUUCCACUUUAACGUCUAAAUAUAGGGGCGAGUCCGAAAAACUAGUGCGAUUACUUUUUGAAAUGGCCAGAUUUUAUGCUCCCAGCACAAUUUUCAUCGAUGAAAUUGACUCAUUGUGUUCUAGACGAGGCUCAGAAUCCGAGCAUGAAGCUUCGAGACGAGUCAAAUCUGAACUUCUUGUUCAAAUGGAUGGAAUUAGUUCAAAUAGUGAGGAUCCAAGCAAAGUCGUUAUGGUCCUUGCAGCUACAAAUUUUCCAUGGGAUAUAGAUGAAGCACUUAGAAGACGUUUAGAGAAACGAAUAUAUAUUCCACUACCUAAUGAUGAAGGAAGAGAAUCUCUUUUAAAAAUUAAUCUUCGUGAAGUAAAAGUUGAUGUUUCCGUAAAUCUAAAAGAAAUUGCAAGGAAACUCGAAGGCUAUUCAGGAGCCGAUAUUACUAAUGUUUGCAGAGACGCUUCCAUGAUGUCGAUGCGAAAGAAAAUUGCAGGUCUGAGACCCGAUCAAAUAAGACAGUUACCAAAGGAAGAACUGGACUUGCCAGUAUCUGCAGAGGAUUUUGACGAAGCUGUUGAACGAUGCAAUAAGAGUGUUUCGCAAGAAGAUUUGGAGAAAUAUGAAAAAUGGAUGAGUGAAUUUGGAUCGUCUUGAUACAGUGGCUUCCAACUUCAUUAAAUGUCCGAGAAUCCCAUUUUAUUUCCUAAUUGCCUUAAAAAAAAUAAUUGUAUUAAUUGUUCCCGUGUAAUAUUAGAAUAAUAGAAAAUUUAAAUUCAACGUAAUAAUUUAGGUUUUGUAGAGCUCAAUUCAACGUCUUUUUGGACGAUAUUUAUUUUUAUUAUUAAAAAAAUAUAUCUAUUAAUACACUGA